AUGAGCUCUGAGAUGAACGGUCCACCCACUCUCCCACGCAGUGUUCUACACAAUUACACCGCCCGCGAUGCCUCCUCAGAGUACUGCGGCUGUCUGAAUGGGGGCUGGUGUCAGGAGGGAGGUGUGUGUGACUGUGCACAGUUCCAGGCCCUCGGAGACCGCUGCCAGAUCAUUCCUAACCAGGGCCAGGACAGAGAUGGGAUCUGCAGGUCUUGGGGUCAGCACCACUAUGAGACGUUCGAUGGCAGCUACUUCUACUACCCUGGAACCUGCUCCUACAUACUGGCCCAGGACUGCCGCUCAGCCACACCACAGUACACUGUGUGGGUCCAUAACAGCCGUGUGUGUGAGGGCAGUGUGUACUCCUGUCCCAGGGCUCUCAGUCUCUUCUUCCCCAACGAGGAGGAGAUCCACAUCUCUGGAUACCAAGUCCACCAGGGGGGCCGCAGGCUGAGCUUGCCCCAGACAAUAGGAGGUGUGUUUAUAGAGCGUCUGGCUGACUACCUUCUGGUGAAGAGUGUGUUUGGCUUCUCUCUGGCGUGGGACGGAGAGAGCGGAGUAUAUCUGAAGAUGUCUGAACAGCACCACGGCACCCCCUGUGGCCUCUGCGGGAACUACAACAACCUGCCCAACGAUGACCUCACCACUGCCCGCGGUGUGCAGACAGAGGAGCCAGCAGUGUUUGCUAACAGCUGGUCAGUAGAUCUGCCCCAUGAGAGAGGCUGCCCUCUGGUGGACAUAGUCUUCACUGGCCCCUGCCACUCUGAGUCUGACAUGGACGAUGCCAUAGAGAAGUGCAGUGCUCUCCUGUUCUUCCCCUUCCUGUCCUGUCAUGAUAACAUUGAUCCAAACCCCUACGUGGCCAGUUGUGUCUCCGACCUCUGUGUGUCUGAUGAUGAGGAGACGUUUUGUCGUGCGUUGGUGGAGUACACACGAGCCUGCAGCCAUGUAGGAUACCCUGUACGAGAGUGGAGAGACAGCUUCCCUUCCUGCAAUGAUGGUUGUGAGGAGAGUUUUGUCCAUAGAGACUGUAUCAGCUGCUGUCCUCCCACCUGUACCUUUGACAAGGAGUGUCUGGGAACCAACUUGCACUGUCUGGACGGAUGCUACUGCCCUGACGGGUUGAUUCUACAGAAUGGGACGUGUAUAGCAGUGUCUCAGUGUCCUUGUGUCUACCACGGCACAUCAUACACACAGGGACACACUCUGGAGCAGGGCUGCAGCGUCUGUGUGUGUAUGGGGGGAGUGUGGAACUGCACAGAGAACAACUGUACAGUGGAGUGUUCAGUAGUAGGUGAUGUGUUUGUGACGUCGUUCGAUGGGAGAAUGUUCCUGCAACCGGGGACGUGUCAGUACGUCUUGGCUAAGAGCCGGAUUGGCAGCAGAUUCACUGUUACCGUUCAGUACACCACCUGCACAGAGGCCCAGCAGCAGGCGUGUAUCCAGUCGGUGACAGUGGUACUGGAUGAAAAUGUUAGUCACCAGGUGACUCUGACCCGAGAGGGGGAGGUGCUUAUAGGGGUCAACCCUGCUCCCACUUUGCCCUACACCGAUGAUGUAGUGGAGGUGCAGAGGCUAACGUCGGUGUUCGUCCAGCUGAGGACCUUGCUUGGACUGCGUCUGCAGUAUGACGGGCGUGGUGGGCGUGUCUACCUACAACUGGACAGCCAAUGGCGCGGGAACACGGUGGGCCUUUGUGGAACCUUCAACGGAAAUCUGCGGGACGACUUCCUUUCUCCAGCAGGCAUGAUAGAGGGGACUCCCCAGCUCCAUGCUAACUCCUGGAGGGUCUCAUCUGCUUGCUCCGCCCCCAUCAACCAGCCAAUCAUCGACCCCUGUGAGAUGAACCAGCACAACGUGUUCUACGCCUCUCUGUGUGAGGUGUUGAUGGGGAGUGUGUUUGCUCCCUGCCAUGGUUACGUCAGUCCUAGUGUGUACCAGCAACAGUGUCGCUACCAGGCCUGUCGCUGUGGAAAUGCCUGUCUGUGUACGGCCCUGGCCCACUACACUUACCUCUGCUCCAAACACCAUGUUGCUGUCAACUACAGGGCCCACGUCUCAGAGUGUGGGGUGGUGUGUAUGGGUGGGAUGCUGUUCCAGUCCUGUGUGUCGUCCUGUGGCCGCUCCUGCCGCUCCCUCUCCAGCGGAGAGACUUGUAACCAUGACGACUGUGCUGAGGGGUGUGGCUGCUCAGAGGGCAGUUACUACGAUGACAUACGACAACGCUGCGUUCAGCCGUCUCAGUGUCAUUGUUACUCUAUUGGCGGGGUGUCCCAGCCAGGGGAGGUGUCCUUCAGCGCCGCCGGACCUUGCCUGUGCACAAAUGGAAGGAUGGAGUGUGUACCAGAAGAAAGAGAGCCGGAGCGAGGCCAGUGUCCGGAGGGAAAGGUGUUCCACGGCUGUUCUGAGCCGCAGGGGGUCCAGGGGGUGGCUGCUUGGCGAGGAGGUGUGGCUUGUGAGCUCACCUGUCGGAACCUGAUGUUGAACCUCACCUGUCCUCCCACCACGCUCUGCAUACCUGGCUGUGUCUGCCCACCUGGGCUGGUGCUGCACCGUGGGGAGUGUUACUACCCAGAGAACUGUCCCUGUGCCUGGCUGGGCCUGGAGUAUCUGCCAGGAGAGACCGUCGACACUCCCUGUUACAGAUGUGUGUGUCACCGGGGGUAUUUUAACUGUAAUUACUCUCCGUGUCCGGCAGUGUGUACGGUCUACAGCGACAGACACUACCACACCUUUGACGGCCUGGAGUAUGACUACCACUCGGACUGUCAGGUCUACCUACUCAAGAGUAUAGAUGGUGAGGUGUCCAUCGUAGCCCAGAAUAAGGAUUGUUAUCAGAGUGGGAUCGUCUGUAUGAAGAUGCUGGUCAUCCAUGUUGGAUUCACCAAGAUUUACUUUGACGACAACUCAGGCCAGCCUAGCCCCUCCAGUGUGGUAGGUAAGGGGUCAGAGUUUGAGCUGUGGUCAGCAGGCUACUACACAGCCAUCCACUUCCCCAAACAGGACCUGACCGUUCUCUGGGAUCGCAAGACGACCGUGCACAUCAGAGCUGGACCAGAGUGGAAGGGUCUCCUGAGUGGUCUGUGUGGGAACUUUGACAGUGUGACGGUGAAUGACAUGACCACGUCCAGUCACAUGGAGGUCAGCAAUGCUCAGGGCUUUGGAGACAGCUGGGCCCUGGGACAGUGUGAGAGUGACUAUGUGGUGAAGAGAGCGUGUGAAGGAGACCUGGGUAGACAGCCAUACGCCAAGAGAGAGUGUGCUCUACUCUACAGUGACGUCUUUACCCCCUGUCACAACGUGGUGGAUGUAUCAUGGUUCUAUAGGAACUGCUUGACAGACACGUGUAACUGUAACCGGGGCGGAGACUGUGAGUGUCUGUGUACGUCCAUCGCUGCCUAUGCACACACCUGCUGUCAACACGGUGUUACUGUGGUCUGGAGAAACCCCUCUGUCUGCCCCUAUGAUUGUGAAUACUACAACCAAGAGUUAGGUGAAGGGCCGUUCUCAGUGGUCAGUGCUAUACAUAACGCGACAGUCUUCGGUGUGAACAGAACCAGUGGGUCAGUGUUUCCUCUAGUUAGGGAGUUCGUAGGCGGGCUGCCUCCCCCCGGACUACUCUUCAACUUCAUGAUCACAGCAGGACUACAGAAGGACCGCACAUCACGUCUCCCGGUGGUCUCUCUGGAGUCAGCAGAGCGUCCUAACUACUUCCUGGUUGUGUCUGGGCGUACUGGGCUGCGGUUGGAGCAGUGGACCCGAGGGGAGGAGUUUGGCCGCAGAGCUUCCUUCCUGCAGCACCAGGGACUGUUCCUGCCUGGCCACACCUCCUUCGAGCUGAUUGGCCAGCCAGGAGUGUUCCUGACUCUGACACGCACGUCUGCACAAGCUCAGAAAUAUGACAACUCUGACAACUUCAAGACCAGCAGCUCCUUUACCCUGGAGGAGAGCAGUUUUGUAAUCCCAUACCGUAUGAUGUGUGAGUGGCGCUACCAUGCAUGCGCCAGUCCGUGUGUCCGUACAUGCAGCGACCCCGCUGCCACACGCUGCCACUUCCUGCCCCCGGUAGAGGGCUGUUUCCCUCGUUGCCCCAAAAACAUGGUUCUUGAUGAGGUCACCAGGAGAUGUGUCUACACAGAGGACUGUGUGUCCCUCCCUCCCACUCCUACACCUUACGCCUUCGUAAACCGAACGACCACCACCCCAACUACUACUACUGUUAGGCCUACUAGUAGCACUACUACAUCUAGGACCACUACUAGGACCACUACUAUUAGUACCAGAACUACAACCAGUGCUGCCUCUACAACUGUUACUGCCACCAGAGCCCCCACUACUCCCAGUACAGCCCAACUGACGGAGAGUUUCACUCCCACCCUCACCCCUCCUCGCUCCCCCUCUCCUCCUCCCCCUUCUCUGCCCGCACCCUCCACCCCCACUGUGACCGAGCACACCCCUUCACCUGCAGUCUCUCCCUCCAUCUCCCCCUCUCCCUCCACCACCAUUACUAGCAGCACCACUGGGGCCACGACCCCGACCUUGACCCCUGCAGCGGUCACUACAGUAACUAUGGAAACAUCAUCCUCUACUCCCCCCAGCCUGGUAGUGACCGAAUCCACCACUCCUCCUCUUCUCUCUCCUGCUUCUCACUCUCCCCCACCUGCUACCCCUCCCCAGCCUUCCACCCAGCCUUCCAGCUCCCCCUCAACUACCUCUGUAUUCCAAGUAGUUUAUGACACCUCCGUUACCAUGUCGACAUCACCCCCCGAGACGAUGGAGUCCAUAACAACGGAAACAGCCACCAGCCCAGACUCCUCUUAUACGCCUGAGGCAGUCAGCAUACCAACAGUGCUGUCCCCCUUCCUCCUACCCACCGCCCCCUGCACACCCCCGUAUUCCUACCGUGUUGAUGAGUGUGCAGAACUGAUCUGUUUUAACGGGGAGUUUCUCCUCCAUAACUCCUCCCUCCACUGUCGGUACAACACCACUCCUCCUCGCUGCUCUCUGCUGGGCAUGGCUGUCCUCACCAACACCGACCCCUGCUGCCCGCUCUGGCAGUGCCCCUGUCGCUGCUCAGUGAUGUCAGACCUGCGUGUGAUAACGUUUGACGGUAACAACGUAGCGCUGUAUGAUAACGGCUCCUACAUCCUGGUCUACCUACCCACAGAGAACAUCAUAGGAACAGUGAACAAAUGCCCUACCAGCCAGAGCGUCAACUCCAUCAGACGACCUAGCCCUAGUGGUGGAACGUCAGGUCUGUGUUUUAAGAACUUGAACAUCACUACUCCCUCCUACAGGAUCAUCAUCAACCGUCUUGACCGCAAGGUGUCAGUGAACCACAUAAAGGCACGGCUGCCUUUCUCCCGUCAGGCCCUGUCAGUAGAGGACACAGGCAGUAUGUACCUGAUCACCACUCCUGGAGGAGUCAACAUACAAUGGUACCACAGCACUGGCAUCAUGGUGCUGCAAUACACCGCCCCCUCCAAUACAUCUGCUCCUACUAGAGGCCUCUGUGGGUGUUGUGACGGGAACCCGGCUGAUGACCUGAAGCUGCCUAACGGUACGGUGGUGAGGGAGGUGGCAGACCUGGGUCUGUUCCUGCAGGCCUGGAGGGUCCACACCUCAGAAGACACGGAACACACACGACGCAUCGGGGACAACUGUACCACUGGAGACUGCUCCACCUGUCUCUCCAUGCUCAGACAGAGACCUUUCACUCCCUGCCACAGCAAGGUGUCUCCAGAGCAGUUCUGUGAUGUGAUGUGGGCAGGCGACCUCCACUAUAAGGCCCACCAGUGUGACUUCCUGGCAGCCUACGUAGCUGUCUGCUACACUUACCAAGUCUGCAUCAACUGGAGACGACACAACUUCUGCCCGUUGAGGUGUCCCCCAGGUAGGGAGUACCAGGCGUGUGUGUCGACCUGUACCACCCGGACCUGUCAGAACAGAGAGUUCUAUGAGGAGACCACCUGCUCCCACAUCAGAGAGGAGUGUGUGUGUCGCUCUGGAACCAUCCUGCACCGAGCAGACUCCACUUACUGCGUCACAGAGGAGCAGUGUGUGUGUACGGAUAACGAGGGGUCUCCGCGGGCCCCUGGGGAGGUGUGGAACGGGUCAUUGCGUGGCUGCUGUCUGUUCCGCUGCAUGGAGAACGGUUCUGUGGUGGCAGUAGAACCUGACUGCAGCUUUAGUCCAGCUCCGCUGUGUGAGAGGGAGGGAGAGUACGUACUGGAUGUCCUGGAAGAGGGGGCCUGCUGUCCCAAGAAGAUCUGUGAGUGUAAUCUGACCAUCUGUGAGAGUGAGGCUCCGCCCUGUGAAAAUGGGAACCGGCUGGUGAUUGGUUACAGUGCCCUGUCCUGCUGCCCAGAGUACCAUUGUGAGUGCGACCCCCAUGCCUGUCCCCCCGUCACCGCUCCUGACUGCAGAGAAGAUCAGUUCCUAGUGGAGGUCCGUGAGGACAACUCCUGCUGUUACUCCUUCCUGUGUGUGUGUGAGUCAUGUAUCGAGCCCGUCCCGUCCUGUUCCGAUGGCGAGAUUCUAGCUGUGAAUCUGAACACCACCAACAGCUGCUGCCCUCAAUACCACUGUGUGUGUGAUGUGAACCUGUGUCCUGAGUCGUCUCUGACCUGCUCUCCUGGCCUGUCUCUGGUCCAAACCACCCUACCUGGACACUGCUGCCCCGACCGCCGCUGUGAAUGCCAGUGUGAGGACAGCUCUCUCCCAGUCUGUCAGGUGGGGGAGGAACAGGUGGAGGUACCAGACAGCAGAAGCACCUGUGGCUGCCCCCGCUACACCUGCAAGAAGGCAGAGGUGUGUGUGUUCCAGGGAGUCACUUUGCUGGGGCAAGGACAGAGCCUUAUUCAGUUCUAUGAAGGAGAGCUGUGUUACACCGUCCACUGUCUGACACACCGUGACACACACACCGGAUACUACGCCAUGGACGUUUCCGCUGUCAACUGCUCUCAGAAGUGUGGCCCGCACCAGCUUUACGUAGCAUCGUCAGAUCCUCAGGUGUGCUGUGGCUCCUGUAAGAACGUCUCCUGUUCCUUCAACAUCGAAAACAGAACCACUGAGGUCUUCACUGCGGGGAGCUCCUGGGUGGAUAACUGUACACGGUAUGACUGUGUGGAGACGGCAGUGGGAACUGUGGUGCUGGCCUCAGGGGUGGUCUGUCCCCCCUUCAACGACACAGAGUGCACUCAGAAUGGGGGCAUGGUCCAGAGCUAUGUGGACGGUUGCUGCAGGACAUGUAAGGAGGACAGUAAGAUGUGUAAGCGUGUAGCAAUCCGAACCACCAUCCGAAAAGACGACUGCAGGAGCAACGCACCGUUGACAGUGUAUUCGUGUGAUGGGAAGUGUCCGUCUGCCACCAUCUUUAACUUCAACAUCAACAGCCACGCCCGCUUCUGUAAGUGCUGCAGAGAGAGUGGACUACAAACCCGCUCCGUCACCCUCUACUGCUCACGCAAUGCUACCCUGGUGGAUUACAGCUUCCAGGAACCUCUAGACUGCUCCUGCCAAUGGAACUAGAGAGAUCUACUGUAGUCCAGGGGUAGGCCACAGGCCGAUUCUUUUGUCGGAGAGGAUGGUCGGGGGCACGGAACAUAAUUACAAUCAUUUGUACACUGUACACAGGUACCUACACACUGAAGAAGGCUGUAAAGCCGAAACGUCUGUGUAUGCUAUCCCUGAUGCAGUAAAAAUUAUUAAAACAUUGAAUAAUUAAGUAAGCUUUAUGUGACAUAUUUUUGAGUGCAAACCCAUUACACCUCUUUGUUUUACGCACCAGCCAAGCUUCUGGGAUAGCGCCAUUGUUCUCUUUUGAUUAGUUACACUGCAAAUUGACCAUAACUAAGCCAAAAAAUAAAUGUUAUAUGAAAAUAACAAUAAUUUCAUACCUUG
Molecule: messenger RNA, 7902 nt
Organism: Coregonus clupeaformis (lake whitefish)
Lineage: Eukaryota; Metazoa; Chordata; Actinopteri; Salmoniformes; Salmonidae
Product: otogelin-like protein
Exons: 54
Coding region: 1-7530 (2509 amino acids)
Biological process (GO): L-arabinose metabolic process
Cellular component (GO): extracellular matrix
Molecular function (GO): alpha-L-arabinofuranosidase activity
Source: RefSeq, a predicted model, not a curated record